This is a messenger RNA of Cucurbita maxima (winter squash), 1193 nucleotides long. RefSeq names its product putative rRNA methyltransferase YqxC. The transcript has 8 exons. Bases 191 to 1081 code for a protein of 296 amino acids. Gene Ontology annotation, molecular function: RNA binding; methyltransferase activity. Lineage: Eukaryota; Viridiplantae; Streptophyta; Magnoliopsida; Cucurbitales; Cucurbitaceae. The record is from RefSeq and is a predicted model, not a curated record. Gene Ontology annotation, biological process: methylation.
UACCAUAUUGAAUAAUUUUUGUUAAUUCAACCAAGAUUUAACCUAGAACCUCGUUUAAAUCAUAUGCUUCAUGUUCGUGUAUAAACUUCAAGCUUUGCCGAAGUUCCAUUGUUAUCGGGAGACCGAAAUCUUGGUGGAGUAGCCAAUAAGAUAGAAUUUUCAUAAUCGUGUGAAAAAACGAAGCCUCGUCAUGUCGAAGUGCUUACUGAGUCGAAACAAUUUUGCGAGGAUUUUUCUCGUGUCGCCGCCAAAUUGUUGCCGGAUUCAUUCUGCUUCUCCUAAAGCCUUUUCCGUCGCCAAAUCGGGAAAGAUUCAGUCUCUGAAUUUGAAAAAGAAGAAGAGAUUGGACGAGAUGUGUGUUGAAAGGUAUCAGCAGUACAGCCGAACAAUCAUACAAUCAUGGAUAUUACAAGGUAAAGUAUUGGUAGAUGGCAAAGUAGUCAGUAAAGCCGGAACACCCGUCGGCGAUAAAGCUAAGGUCGAGAUAAUUGCUGAAGUUCCUAAAUACGUAUGUAGAGCAGGAUUCAAGCUGGAAGCUGCCAUUGAACAGCUGGGUGUUGAUGUUGAUGGUAAAGUUGCUCUUGAUGCUGGAUUAUCCACCGGAGGAUUUACCGACUGUUUGCUUCAACAUGGGGCUUCAUUUGUUUAUGGAGUCGAUGUUGGCUAUGGGCAGGUUGCCGACAAGAUACGUCGAGAUGAACGUGUUUGUGUGAUGGAAAGAACAAACUUAAGACAUCUUGCUGGAGUUCCUCAAAAAGUUGAUAUUGUGACUCUGGACCUUUCUUUUAUCUCUAUUCUCUUGGUCAUGCCUGCUGUGGUCAAUGUAAUGAAGGAAACGUCAACAAUUGUUACUUUGGUGAAACCUCAAUUUGAAUGUCGUCGAUCACAAGUAGGAGGUAAGGGAGUCGUGAGAGAUCCACAAGUUCACCAGGAGGUUCUUGAGAAGAUCAUAAAGGGUGUGGAGAGUUUUGGAUUCUGCAGCAAAGGUUGGAUUGAGUCGCCAUUGAAGGGCGCUGAGGGUAAUACAGAGUUUUUGGUUUGUUUUACCAGGACAACACUUUCUGCUGCAAACCAAGAUUGAUUGUUAGUCCAACCAGCAGUUUCUGGGUUUUAAUCUCUGUAAUUCACUUAAUUGAAUGAUUGUUCAUCUAGUAUUUACUUAUUUAAUAUAGAAAAUAUUCAUGCAUUUAGUA